Bursaphelenchus xylophilus (pine wood nematode) is the source of this 710-nucleotide messenger RNA. NCBI's taxonomy places the organism in Eukaryota, Metazoa, Nematoda, Chromadorea, Rhabditida, Aphelenchoididae. The record is from the annotation of a GenBank genome assembly.
AUGAAGUUACAAUCAGGCUGUGGAUACGAUGACUUUGCCUACCCCACCCGAACACGCCGAGAUCGAGUCGUUGUGUCUGGUCAGAUCUUCUAUGUCAACCUUGGAUAUCUUGCCGAAUUUUCCGAAUAUUUUGCCGAACGGAUUGACGACGACGACUUUGUUGUGGAAGGUGUAGAACCAUACGACUUCCUAGAGUUAUUACGGGUGUUGUUCAAUUGCCCAAAGAAAAAGCCAAUAAAAGGUGAGUGGAAUAUAAAUUUGUUUGUUUCAAUUGGUCGAAAAAGCAGCGCAUUAUUGCGUUCAUGAGCACGUUUCGUAAACUUUGAAAUUUCGUCGUUUUCGAUCUUUCAGACUCAAAUCUAGUUCCCGUGGUGAACGCGGCAUGCUUCUUUGGAGUGGCCAAUGUACUAAAAAGAUGUGAGGAAAUACUUCAAUUCUGUCUGAACACUCUCUCGCACACUGAUCUCAUGCAACUGACUCAAACCAUCUCAAGAUACGACAGGGACAAUGCCUCGUUGUCUCUAUUGGUGGACAAGAUUGCCCAUUUCAACGAGAAUGAACUCCAGACUCUGCCCUUCUCUAAGAUCCCUGGCGAUGUUGUUGCAGAUGUCUACACGGUCAGACAGAUCUCGGCUGAUCGAGAAAAGAAACGGCGAACCAAGAAGGGGAAUCGCUUCUGGUCCACAGAGAACUUCUGUUGUUUCUUUUGA